Molecule: messenger RNA, 2513 nt
Organism: Melopsittacus undulatus (budgerigar)
Lineage: Eukaryota; Metazoa; Chordata; Aves; Psittaciformes; Psittaculidae
Product: protocadherin gamma-B2-like
Biological process (GO): homophilic cell-cell adhesion
Cellular component (GO): plasma membrane
Molecular function (GO): calcium ion binding
Source: RefSeq, a predicted model, not a curated record
CUUGCUGCUCUCCGGCAGACCCUGCGCUCGCAGCGGAGAGGAGCUGGAAUCGAGGGAAGGCAGCGGCAGGAGGGAGGAGCGCGGCGAGCUCUGCGAGAAUGGCGGGCAGGCAGAGCUGGCGGCCAGCAGCCGGGCGAGUGCUGCUGCCCGCUUUGCUACUGUGCUGGUGCUGCCGGGCGGCAACGGAGCGGCUCCACUACACCAUUCCCGAGGAACUGGCCAGAGGCUCGCUGGUGGGGCCGCUGGCGCGGGACCUGGGGCUGAGCCCAGAAGAGCUGCCGGCACGCAAGCUGCGGCUAAGUGCCGAGAAGCAAUACUUUACCGUGAGCGGGGAGAACGGGAACCUGUACGUGAGCGAGAGGCUGGACCGGGAGGAAAUGUGCGGCGAGUCGGCGACCUGCUCCGUCAGCUUCGAGGCGCUGGUGCAGAACCCACUUAACGUUUUCCACAUUGACGUGGCCAUUCAUGACGUAAACGACAACUCGCCGGCCUUUAGCAAAGAUAUUCUUGACAUAGAAAUUGGUGAAUGGGUCCCUCCCGGUACUUCUUUUCCGAUGGAGAUGGCCCGAGAUAUGGACGUAGGCAGCAACUCGCUGCUGACUUAUCAGCUCACUAUCAACUCGUUCUUUAGCCUGGCUGUCAAGGACAGCCCCCGUGGAAAGAAGCAGCCGGAAUUAGUCCUUGAGAGAGCGUUAGAUAGGGAGAAACAGAGCUCUUUUCAACUAGUGCUGACAGCGAUAGAUGGCGGAGAUCCUGUGAGGUCCGGCAGUGUCCAGGUUCGUGUCAAUGUGACGGAUGCCAACGACAACGCGCCCGUUUUCAAUAAAAGCGUCUAUGAGGCGCGAAUGUGGGAGAAUCUGCCUGCGGGAUCGCUUGUGCUGCGGGUGCACGCCACCGAUGCGACGCGGGCUCUAACGGGGCAUGUCUCCUACACCUUCGGCAACGUCCCGGCUGACGUCCGCUCGUUGUUCAGCAUCGACAGUGUCACUGGCGAAAUCAGGACGUCGGGACAUAUCGACUUCGAACAGAAGACCAAAUACAGCUUUGGACUGGAGGCGAAAGACGGCGGCGGGCUAAGCGGUUACUGCGAAGUGCAGAUAGACAUAAGCGACGAGAACGACAACGCGCCCGAAAUCACGGUGCUGUCGGUGUCGAGCCCUGUGCCCGAGGACGCUCCUGCCGGAACGGUGGUGGCCGUGCUGAACGUGAAAGACCCGGACUCUGGGGAGAACGGUCAGGUAUGGUGCGAACUGUUGAAUGAGGAGCCGCUGUCGCUCGUGGCGUCGUCCAGUGGCUCGUACAAAGUGGUGACGGCGAGCGCGCUGGACCGAGAGCAGGCGUCUGAGCACCGGGUGACGGUGGUGGCGAGGGACCGGGGAAGCCCGGCGCUCUCGAGCAGCACGGUGCUGGUGCUGGAGGUGUCGGACGUGAACGACAACGCGCCGGUGUUCGAGGAGGCCGCCUACAGCGCCUACGUGGCGGAGAACAACGCGGCGGGCGAACUGGUUUUGCACGUCAGGGCGCGGGACGCGGACGCAGGCAGCAACGGGCGCGUGCGGUACUCGCUGGAGGGCGGCAGCGCUGGCGCGGCGCCGUACGUGUCGGUGGAUGCGCAGAGCGGCGCAGUGUACGCGCAGCGCUCCUUCGACUACGAGCAGUGCCGCGAGUUCACGGUGGUGGUGCGGGCGCAGGACAGCGGGGAACCUGCGCGGAGCUCGACGGCGACGGUGCGCGUCUUCGUGUUGGACCGCAAUGACAACGCACCGCGGGUGCUGUGGCCCGUGGCGGCCACAACAGCAGCCGCAGCCCCAUUUGAGGUGGUGCCGAGGACGGCCGAGGCCGGGUACCUGGUGGCCAAGGUGGUGGCGGUGGACGCGGAUGCGGGGCGCAACGCCUGGCUGUCGUACGAGCUGGUGCAGGCUUCAGAGCCGGCGCUGUUCCGCGUGGGGCUGCACAGCGGCGAGGUGCGCACGGCGCGGGCCGUGUCAGAGAGGGACGCGGCGAAGCAGAGGCUUGUGGCCGUGGUGAAGGACCACGGGCAGCCGGCGCUGUCGGCCACGGCCACGCUGCACGUGGUGCUGGCCGAGAGCUUGCAGGAGGCGCUGCCGGAGCUGAGUGAGCGGGCGGCGAGCGCCGAUUCGGCGGCGGAGCUGCAGUUCUCCCUCGUGCUGGCGCUGGCUCUCCUGUCCGCUCUCUUCCUGCUGAGCGUGGCGCUGGCCGUGCUGGCAAGGGGCCGCCGUGCCGGGCCGCCCGCUGUGCUGCACUGCCUGGGUGCGCAGCGCUUCUCCGGGACCGCUGGCGCCGCCUUCCCGGCCGACUUCUGCGAGGGCACCUUGCCCUACUCCUACAACCUGUGCGUGGCACCCGGGCGCGCCGUCGCCGAGACCGCUUGGCCACCGCCGCCGCUGCCCGUGGAGGAGCUUCUCGGCGCUGAGCCCUGCGGCGGGCGGAGCCUGAUUAGCAGCGCUGACGCUGGAGAGCCUCCCGCGAAGCCCGACGCACCGCAGGCUUAG